This is a messenger RNA of Plasmodium malariae, 270 nucleotides long. RefSeq names its product anaphase-promoting complex subunit 11, putative. NCBI's taxonomy places the organism in Eukaryota, Apicomplexa, Aconoidasida, Haemosporida, Plasmodiidae. The transcript has a single exon. Gene Ontology annotation, molecular function: cullin family protein binding; ubiquitin protein ligase activity; zinc ion binding. Gene Ontology annotation, cellular component: anaphase-promoting complex; nucleus. Gene Ontology annotation, biological process: anaphase-promoting complex-dependent catabolic process; protein ubiquitination. The record is from RefSeq and is a predicted model, not a curated record. The coding region runs from base 1 to 270 and encodes 89 amino acids.
AUGCCGAAAGUUACUGUAAGAAAAAUUCAUGCAGUUGCAAGGUGGAAGUGGGUCGGAUCAUCCAUAGACAGCGUGUGUGCUAUUUGCAAUAACGCCUUAGAAAACACCUGUACAAAUUGUAUUAGGCCAGGAAGUGGUUGCCCACCAGCUUUUGGAAAAUGUGGUCAUCAUUUUCAUUUACACUGUAUGGAAAAAUGGAUGAGACAAAAUAAAUUGACAUGCCCAUGUUGCAGAGCGGACUGGAAUUAUGAAACGCAAGAAUUAAAUUAA